AUGUGUGUGGAGCAGUAUCUGCGCAGAGAGCAGUGUAUUCUAUCGGACCGCGGGGAUAAGCUGGGGGGGAGCGCACAGUGCGCCUGUGACUCCCCUGAACGCGCCCCUCAGCUCUUAAAUCUGCUCGUGCUGUCAGGUUGCCAUGGGGACAUGACUCCGGAAGUCCUCAGAGAGCGCGUGUGCUUGUUUAUGGUGUUGGAGCUGAACAUGUCGGACACGGAAGGCUCACGGAGCAGCACGCCCCAGGACCAGGGCGCAGCAGGGGCGGCCGUGAAGGGACAAAGGGAGGAGCUCAGUGAGGCGGUGGUGCUGAGGGGCAUCUUCAGACUGGGCAAGAAGAGCCAUGAUGUCCUCCUGACCAGGACCUGUGUGAGCUGGACCUCCAUCACUCCCGAGCACCCUACAGCAGGAGAGGCGAGUGUAGGCCCUUCUGGCCGGCUGCUGCUUCGGGAUGUUUUUGCCGUGAAGGUGAAGAGGCGCAGGUGUGUGGGGCAGUCAUCCGGGGGCGCUGUCCUGGGCUUGGCUCUGUUCUGGGCUCGACACCAUGGUCCACGGCUGAAGGAAGAGACUCUGCAACUGCUCAAUGCCUCCUCCGAGCACACACAGCUCUGGUACAACACCAUCAAAGACCUGCUGAGAGACUUGGGUGGGCGUCCCAGCUUCCUAAAGGUCUUGAUAAACCCCAGCAGCCACAGGAAGGAGGCUGUGCAUGUGUACCGCGAGCACGUAGCCCCUCUGUUCAAGAUGGCCGCCGUGCAGACCGACAUCACAGUGACAGAGAAGGAAGGCCACACCCUGUCACUGAUGAAGGAGUGCAAGCUGGACCAGUACGACGGCGUGGUGGUGGUGGGAGGAGAUGGCUCUGUGGCGGAGUUGUGCCAUGGCCUGGUGCUGCGGACACAACUGGACACUGGCUCUGCCCUGGAGAACCCCAGAACAGUCAGCCUGCCCCUGGGCAUCAUCCCAGCCGGCUCCACAGACAUCGUGUCCUGUUCUGUUCAUGGAGUGAGAGAUCCAGUCACCGCAGCACUGCACAUCAUCCUCGGCCAUGUCCUGCUGGUUGACAUGUGCAGCUUCUGGUCCCUGGGGCAACUAGUGCGUUAUGGUUUCUCCUCCAUGUUCGGCUUCGGGGGGCGGAGCCUGGCGUGUGCAGAGAAGAGGCGUUGGAUGCCCUCCUCCCAGAGGAGGGACUACGCCGUGGUCAAGACCCUUGCCCGACUCAGAGCAGAAGAUUGUGAAGUGUCGUAUGUGGAGGCCCGGACGUCCAGCCCUGAGCCCCUGUCUGACAAAACACAAGAUUGUGAUCAGGAUUCCCAUCACACAGGUUCAGAGGAGGAGGCGGAGUCCUGGACAACCAAUCAGGGCCUGUAUCUGAACAUCAGUGUGAUGUCCAUCCCAGGGCUCAGUCCGCACACGCCCAGAGGACUGGCCCCUAACACCAGACUGGCCAAUGGCAGCGCUGCUCUCAUCUCCGUGAGCAACACCUCCAGAACGCAGUUUAUCAAACACUUGAAGAGACUCGGUGCUCCCACUGGACAGUUGGACUUCCCAUUCGUUGAGUCUCAUGCUGUGACCGCAGUGAAGAUCCAACCCCGAGCUGUGAUUGGCUCAGAGGAGGAGAGCGAAGAAGAACCCAUCCAAUCAGAGAGCAGCACCUUCACGACUGCUCAAUCGCAGAAGAGCACAUUUCCCUGGAACAUAGACGGGGAACUGGUCCAUCUGAGACACGAAGUCCUCAUCAGAGUCCACCCUCGCCUCAUCAGUCUGUUUGGACAGCAAGUGGAACAGGCCGAGUCCUCUGUGUCCUGCGGCUGCAUCUGA
Molecule: messenger RNA, 1821 nt
Organism: Periophthalmus magnuspinnatus
Lineage: Eukaryota; Metazoa; Chordata; Actinopteri; Gobiiformes; Gobiidae
Gene: cerkl
Product: ceramide kinase-like
Exons: 16
Coding region: 1-1821 (606 amino acids)
Molecular function (GO): kinase activity
Source: RefSeq, a predicted model, not a curated record